Messenger RNA from Staurois parvus, 318 nucleotides. The record is from the annotation of a GenBank genome assembly. Lineage: Eukaryota; Metazoa; Chordata; Amphibia; Anura; Ranidae.
AAGUGUCCGGACUGGAAGGGGGGUGAAAGUGUCCGGACUGGAAAAGGGGGGAAAGUGUCCGGACUGGAAAGGGGGGAAAAAAAGUGUCCGGACUGGAAGGGGGUGAAAGUGUCCGGACUGGAAGGGGGUGAAAGUGUCCGGACUGGAAGGGGGUUGAAAGUGUCCGGACUGGAAGGGGGUGAAAGUGUCCGGACUGGAAGGGGGGGGAAGUGUCCGGACUGGAAGGGGGGGAAGUGUCCGGACUGGAAGGGGGGGGAAAGUGUCCGGACUGGAAGGGGGGGAAAGUGUCCGGACUGGAAGGGGGGGGGAAGUGUCCGG